AUGAACGCCAAGAGUCUCUGCAAAUUUACCAUCGCCACUCUCAUGACAUCGUGUGCCUCUGCUCAUUGCGUCAUCGUCGACACGAUCGGCUCUGCAAGCAAAGCCCACGGCUACGGGAUGGGCGCAAACCUCAAUGCCCGCAGAGACGGGAGCGGCACGGCGUUCCAGAAAGACACCACAGUCUUUGCACAAUUCAGCACUGCUGCAGCCAAGGGCUGCGGCAAAACACACAUGCAAGCCGACCGAAGGGUUUGCGGUGCCCCGGGAUACGACCCAGUGCUGGCCGAUCUCAACAACGACAUCCCCUCGAGCACUGAGAGAAUGGUCAGCCAGGGAGCGGUCCCGGCAGCGUACCCUGGCACUCUUAUGAAUAUCACAUUUCAUCAAGUUAAUCAAGAUGGCGCCGGGCCAUUUAGAUGUAUCAUUGAUGAAGCUGCGACGGGUCUAAAGUGGAACAAUCUCAUCAUCACGACGCAGGUCCCCGGUAAUAGGGGACUGAACAAUGCUGCAAUGGUGAGGAAUCUAAUGACUAUAGAGCUACCAGAGCGGUUGGAUUGUCGAGGAACAUUUGGAGCUGCGAAGAGCGUCGAGGGGAAAUAG
Messenger RNA from Metarhizium acridum CQMa 102, 600 nucleotides. RefSeq lists its product as uncharacterized. NCBI's taxonomy places the organism in Eukaryota, Fungi, Ascomycota, Sordariomycetes, Hypocreales, Clavicipitaceae. The record is from RefSeq and is a predicted model, not a curated record.